AUGGCUCAGCAGUCGUCGGACACGCGUGGGCUGAGCAGAGGGCCUGUGGCGAGCAGCUCGCACGGGCUAACGGACCACCGUCGGAGUCUACUUGAGGCGCGGAUGCAGGGCAAGCCCAUUUCGUCGGGCAUGAUGGACCUUGUGCCGCGUGUGGCGUCGGCCGAGUCGGUGUCUGCAGCGGAAGCGGCUGCGGCGUCGUCGUCGCCGGUGCGGGCCAGCGGCGGGGUGCGGCCACCGUCUUUGCCCGGCGGCGGGGCUGUUCCGCUUGCGCUGCAGCAGCUGCGGUAUCCUGUGGCCGGGCCAGGCGGGGCAUCGUUUGGCGAGCCCGAGAAGCCCGGCGGGCCGCGUGUGACGCACCCGUCUGCGGCGAACCCGAUGACGCACCCGCUGCUGCUGAGCGGGUCGAACACGAGCGCAAGCGCAAGCGCGAUCAAGUCGCGCGGCAAGCGGUUUUCCAAAGAGGAGGACUGGGCGAUUGUGGCUGGCGUCCGCGAUUUCGGCAAGGACUGGGAGCGGAUUGUCAGCGAGAAGCAGCUCAACCGGUCUGCAAAGCAGAUUCGGCAGAGAUUUUCUCGGAUCGAGAAAGCGCAGGCGGCGGCGCAGCCGAACGAGGCGUCGCCGUCGUCACCCGGACGGAGUUCAGGGUCCAAGGGAGCGGGCUCGCGCAAGCGGUCGCGGUCGAAUGGGCGCGGCGGCUCGCCGUCGUCGUCGGGCUCUGUCCCGCCCGAGGAGGACGAGCGGAUGUCGAAGCGGCAGCGGCUGCGGUCGACGUCUGUUUCGGGCUCGCGCGAGCCGACCGAGGCCGAGACUGCGGCGGCGAGCGCCGCGGCAGCGGCAGCGAGCGCCCGGAUUUCCGAGCUUGAAAUGCAGCUCUCGCACGUUGUGCAGCAGCGAAACGAGUUUGAGUCGCGGUACAAGUCGCGGACGUCGCGAAUGACGUCGCUGCUGAUCGACAUGCUUGUGGAGCAGACGCGGACGGCGAUGUUUGAGGAGCGGCGGCGGCUGAAGCAGGCGCAGGCGCGGCUGGGAUACAUCACGCGCGAGCGGCACGGGCACCAGGUGGUGGAGGUGUGGCAGGACGGGCUCGAGUUUUUGGAGCUGCAGAUGAAGCUUGCUCGGCUCGGUGCGCGCAAGGAGGCGCUGGAGAAGGAACGCAAGAAGCUGUCGAAGCUCAAGCACAAGAGCAAGCUCUCGACCGGGGCAUCGUCUGUGCCCGGCGGAGUCAAGUCGCCGCCGGUGGUGGAGCUGAAGCCGAUGGCGCUUGGGGGGAUCGGUGGCGGGACGCAGGUGCUUGUGCAGGACGAGACGUCGUCGGAUGCGUUCCCGGCGGGGACGCUGGUGAGCUCCGAGUCUGUGGUGCACUACGAGGAGGUGCUCCGGCUCGAGCUGCAAAAGGCCAAGAAGGAGGAGGGAGAGCUGUUCCACGCACGCGAGCGGCUCGAGGCCGAAAAGCACGUGCUCAUCCGCGAUCUGCGGCGAGCGCACGACGAGGACAACUCGCCGUUCAACCAGCAGCAGAUUCUCAACUCGCGGUACAUGCUGCUCAACUUGCUCGGCAAGGGCGGGUUCUCGGAAGUGUACAAAGCGUUUGACCUCGAGGAGCUGCGGUACGUGGCAUGCAAGAUUCACCAGCUCUCGGGCCACUGGUCGGAUGAGAAAAAGUCCAACUACACGCGGCACGCCAUCCGCGAGUACCAGAUCCACCACAACCUGGGCCACCCCAACAUUGUCUCGCUCUUUGACGUCUUUGAGAUCGACCGCAACUCGUUCUGCACGGUCCUCGAGUACUGCGAGGGCUCGGACCUCGACGAAGUGCUCAAGCAGCGGAAGAAGCUGCCGGAGCGGGCGGCGAGGUCGAUUACGGCGCAGAUCAUGUCUGCUCUCACGUACAUUAACCGGCUGGAGCGGCCGGUCAUCCACUACGACCUCAAGCCUGCGAACAUUCUGUUUGACAAGUUUGGCAUGGCCAAGGUGACCGACUUUGGCCUUUCCAAGAUCAUGGAGUCUGAGGCGUCGAACAUGGAGCUGACCUCGCAGGGCGCCGGGACGUACUGGUACCUCCCACCCGAGUGCUUUGUGGUGGGACCGUCCCCACCGACAAUCUCGUCCAAGGUCGACGUGUGGUCGGUGGGCGUCCUCCUCUUCCAGAUGCUGUAUGGGCGCAAGCCGUUUGGCAACGACCUCUCGCAGAAGAACCUGCUGAAGGACAAUGUGAUCAUCAACGCGCGGCAGGUUGUCUUCCCGUCCAAGCCGCAGGUCUCUGAGGAGGCCAAGGCGUUCAUCAAGCGCUGCCUCGAGUACUCGCAGCAUGCGCGGCCCGACGUGCUUACGCUCGUCUCGGACCCGUUCCUGCGGCCGAUGCGGAGCAAGCGCAAGAGCGAGAAGGGAUCCGGACCGGUCCCGGCGCCGCCGUCCGAGGCCAUGUCCUCGCAGGUGAUGCCGUUCUCCUCGCGCCUGAUGUCUGGCAGCAUGCAUCCGCCGUCGAGCCACUCGGGCUCGUCGUCGGACUCGUCGACGUCAUCGGUCUCGGAACGGCUUGUGGUGCUCGACUCGGACGAGCCUGUGCUGUACGCGGUGGCGUCGGACGCCGACUCUGAGGCGGGCGGCUCUGAGGAGCUGAACGAGGAGGACAUUAUUGAUGUGGAGCCGGUGUCGGGCUCGGGCAGCGCGUCGGACUCGGAUGAGGACGACGAGGUUGUGGAGAUUGACCUCGGCUCGGACGUUGACUCUGACGACGUGCGUGACUACAUCGAGCAGCAGGCGGCGGUCGGCAACGUGGUGGCUGUCGAGCGCAUUGAUUCCGAGUCGGACGAGGAUGAGUCAAGCUCGGACUCGGACGACCACGAGCACGACGGCGAGAUUGUGGAGAUUGAGAUCGGGUCGGACGUCGACGAGGACGACCUCCGCGAGUUCCUCGAGCAGCAGGCUGCGACCGGCAACCUCAUUGCGAUGGAGGGCGAGUCGUCCGAGUCGGACGAUGAGUCGGAUGACGGCGAGCAGGAGCUUGUGACCAUCGAGAUCGGGUCGGAUGUGGACGAGGACGAGCUCAACGCGUUCCUGGAGGAGCAGGUGGCGGCCGGCAACCUUGUGGCUGUGGAGGGCGAGUCGACAGACGAUGAUGAGACCGACUCGGAGUCGGAGUCGGGCGUGAUCGAGAUUGAGGUCGGGUCGGAUGUCGACUCGGAGGAGAUUGAGGGGCUGCUGCUUGAGCACGCGGCGGCGCGCGAGGCCGAGGAUGUUGCGGCUGCGGCUUCCGGGCGGCGGACGCGCAAGCGGCGGCGUGGGUCGGACGACGCUGGUGACCUGCGGUCGCCGAAGCGCCAGUCGGCGCUCGCUGGUGCGAUUGCCGACGCGAUCCUGUCGUCUGUGCAGAAGCAGGCGCGUGAGGACGCGGGUGAAUCGUCGUCGUCGUCGACCGAGGACGAGGACGAGUUUGACGAGGAAGUGACGCGCGGCGACCUCGAGGAUCUCCGCAAGCGCAAGGAGAUCCUUGUGGCGCUUGUCGAGUCUGCCGAAGCUGCGGUGUAUGCCGGCCGGCGUGUGGCCAAGGCGUGCCGCAAGUCGAAGGAGGAGCUGGACAUGUUCGCCAUGCGGACGCUCGGCGAGCUCAUCAACAACAUCAACAACGAGCUGGCGGAGCCGGCCGAGUUCCUCGAGUUUGACCUUCCGGUGUACUCGGUGCGGGCGCAGGUGUUUGCGAACGAGGCUGCAGCCGCAUUUGAGAUGCUGAUGAUGACGACCGGGCCCGGCAAGGUGGCCGAGACCGUUGUCCACCUCUGCGACACGCUCGACGCCGUGGUGUACGCGCUUGAGCAGUAUAACAAGUUGAUCGAGGCGUGA
Molecule: messenger RNA, 3840 nt
Organism: Thecamonas trahens ATCC 50062
Lineage: Eukaryota; Apusomonadida; Apusomonadidae
Exons: 2
Coding region: 1-3840 (1279 amino acids)
Biological process (GO): chromosome segregation; intracellular signal transduction; peptidyl-serine phosphorylation
Cellular component (GO): nucleus
Molecular function (GO): protein serine/threonine kinase activity; ATP binding
Source: RefSeq, a predicted model, not a curated record